AAAAUUUUAAGCAAAGAAUAAAUUCAAAAUUCAAACUUUUUUAACAGUUGUUGUAACACACAUAGGUUCAUUAUUAUUUCCCGUAUUUCAAUAUCGAGACACAUCCUCUUAAAGGAGGGGGUGGUGAGGAGAUUUGCAACAAAAUGAAUAUGAAUGUGAGGGUGACAGUUAAUGACAGGAAAACAUCUUUUCGUAUUAAAUAUUCUGUGCACGGCUUUAAUUUUAUCUUUUAAGUGUAUGCUAUUAAAAAUGGUUGCAAUUUAUACACGAAAAUGUAUAGUGAAAAGGGUGCAAUAAGAAAAAUACCACUUGAAAUGACAAAAACAUGGGUGGGUGUAUAGGAAUUUCACGUGCAAGAAGUGGUACAGAAGAAUCUUCUAGUUCUACUUCAAGACCUAGUACAGGUAACAGUAGAAAAAAUCACCCUUUGUGCCAUGAAACGAUUCGAUGGAAGUCGGACGUUCCUUUGACCGAAGGUCAACUUCGUAGUAAAAGAGACGAAUUUUGGGAAACAGCCCCGGCCUUCGAUGGCCGAAAAGAAAUAUGGGACGCAUUACGUGCCGCUGCGGUCGCAGCAGAAGCAAAGGACUAUGAAUUAGCUCAAGCAAUUCUGGAUGGGGCCAGUGUGUCUGUGCCAAAUGGAUAUCUGACAGAGUGUUAUGAUGAGUUAGGGGCCAGAUAUCAGGUCCCCAUUUAUUGCCUUUCAUAUCCAAUAAAUAUAGUAAAAGAAGACAGCGGCAGGGAGUCUCCAGCUGAAUGUUCAGAACCAUUGGAUGGGGGUACAGAAACAACACUCAAAUUACGCUUAUCACAUAUUUGCAGUGAUGUUAAGUUAUCUGUAUAUACCACAGACACUAUUGGAGUGUGCAAGAAAAAGUUACAGAGUCAGGAAGGGAUUGAGUCUUCGAAACAAAGAUGGUUUUAUGGAGGUAAACUACUGGGUGAUAAGUUGCAUGUGGAAGAAGCAAAAAUUCCAUCUGGAAAUGUUGUACAAGUUAUAAUAAAUCCAGAAGUGAUAACACAGCCUGCACAAAAUUCAUGAGACUGCAUAAUAAUGUACACAAACUUUUUUAUAUGUUAUGGCAUCUGUGUGAUUUUUCAAGCGUGUAAGUACGUGGACUACACCAUAUCAAAAUAAAUAAAA
Molecule: messenger RNA, 1144 nt
Organism: Agrilus planipennis (emerald ash borer)
Lineage: Eukaryota; Metazoa; Arthropoda; Insecta; Coleoptera; Buprestidae
Product: ubiquitin domain-containing protein 1
Exons: 4
Coding region: 326-1042 (238 amino acids)
Molecular function (GO): protein binding
Source: RefSeq, a predicted model, not a curated record